Molecule: messenger RNA, 467 nt
Organism: Didymella exigua CBS 183.55
Lineage: Eukaryota; Fungi; Ascomycota; Dothideomycetes; Pleosporales; Didymellaceae
Exons: 1
Coding region: 102-377 (91 amino acids)
Source: RefSeq, a predicted model, not a curated record
GUUUGGUCAAAUGUUUUAGUAUGGGGCUGCCCAGCGCUGGUCGUGAGCUUGCCAGCUCAUGAGAUCACGAAUUUUGAAAAGAUGGUGUAUUAAGGUCGUGCAUGGUCGCGUCGACAAAUGGAGGGCUGGAAAAGGCAGUAUCCACUCUUGACCUUCUUCUGAAAUACAACACUGCUCUUAUCUCCAGAAUAUAUUUCCUAUUCUCUUGCUUCGCGUGUAUGUCUGUGAUACGGGAUACAAACAUGAUAUUAACUGUUUGGCCGUUCUGCGAAUACCAGAUCUGGUCUGCCAGUGAUAGCGUUUUCUUCCAGGUCCUUACCGAACUUUUGAUGGUUGGAUUAAAAGGUAUGCAUGCAGUAUGGACGAAUAUUUGCUGAUCUCGUUCAUCGGUCUACUGCCUGUAUGCAACAUGCGCUCCUCCGCUCGAACCGACGUUCUCGUUCUCGGCGAGCUUGAGAACGUGGCGU